AUGAAUAAUCAAUAAUUACCAAGAACUAUUUAAGAAUUAGAUAUUGACACUAAAGAGUUGAGUAAAAGAAUUCGAUAAUUAUAAAAUUGGAAGGCUGUCCUUUCUAUUUUUCAGUCAGACAACUUUACUCCAGAGAUAUUGAUACAUUAUUUUAUGGCCACUUUCAAUGAGGCUGGACCUCAUCAAUAUUUAACUAACAGUUUGUAUCAUAUGCCCAAAAAGUUCAUUGAAUAUUAUAUUCCCUAAUUUGUGUACUAUUUCUGUCUAAUAUCUAGGUAUAUGGUGGUCAAGAAUGGCUCUUAAAGUAUGGAAACUUUCUUAGAAUCAUUAAGUUCCUUAAGCAUUGCAAAUUAUUUUAAAAUACUUUGGUGUCUGAUUGCCUAUUCUUAAGAUGAAAAAAAGUAUAGCAAAAUAUAUUCUAAAUUGGAAUCCUUUUAAAGGGUAAAUUUUUAUUCAUUUAUAUAAGCGAUUAGAAAAAGAAAUGAUUAAUGGCGCUCUUAAAAUGAGUAACGAUGAAAUUGAGUAAAACAAGGAUAAUCCAUAGUUUUAGGAGGGUAUACUUUUUGUCUAACAUUUCUAGUAUUGAUGAAAUAAUGCAUGGAGAAGGAGUUCAGAUCUCAUUACAUGAUUGCCCAAGAUCGAUUUAUUAUUCAAAUGAUUUAAUUAUCCUUAACAUUAAAAUCAAUUGAAAAUGAAAACAGAAAGAAAUAUCUAGUAUCCUAAAUUUAAAAGGGUAAUAAUGCAAUCAAACGAAUGACUAACAUGAAUAGGAGGUUAGCUUAUUUCAGAGGAAUAAUAAUACCAUUUUAGAGGGAUAAUGAGUAUUCCGAAGCUUCCAAUUUGGUAUUUUUUCAUUUAAAAUUUACAGAUGGUAAAUAUAUGUGAGGAGGGAGCAGCAUGUUUUAACACAAAAACUAGAGUUCCAUAUAGAAUUGUAAUUGAAACAAUCAGCAUCAUAGAGCAGCAACAAAAGAUUGAUUCAACAAAAGUAGAUGAAAAUGAAUGCGAUGCCUUAAAUGAUUCUGAAGAUUUCAUAUAAAUGGAUGUACCCAAUAAUUUAGAAGAGUAAAUGAAACAGUUAACAAAUGAAAAAUAGUAGGAUAUAAUUUUCAACUAAUUGAUAAAAUACGAUAGUUAGAGUUCCAGUUUUAAGGAUUUUGAUGAUUUGAAUCAAAAUUUAGAAGGAAAUUAAAAUUAAGAUAUGAUUAAAAAAAGAAGUAGUUCUUGGUCAGACACUGAAAACUCACAAGCAUCUGUCGAACGCUAAGAAAAACAUAGUCCAUAAAAAAGUAAAGAUUUGGAAGAUAGUUUUUCAUCAACCAGUUCAGAACAUUAGAUAUCUACAUUAAAUAUUGGGGUUGUCGAAUAAAAUUAGUAAAUUUAGGGAAUUGUUCAAUCUCCAAUAUCAUAAAGAUCUUCUGUAAAUUAUAUUCAAAAUAAAUCGAAUUCUACUUUAAAUCCUUGGGGUGAAGAUUGGAAAGAUAAAAUUAAUAGAAUUAAGCAAGAAUCAAAAUUCAAAGAUUUCGAAUCUUUAAAGAUUAGAGUUAUAAUGGUGAAAGGAGGUGAUGAUCUAAGGCAAGAAUUAUUAAUAAUGCAGGUGAUACAAAAGAUGCAUGAAAUUUUUAGAUCAACUUAAUUGAAUUUAUUUUUGAAGCCUUAUGAAAUAAUAGUAGUGUCUGAGAAUUCUGGGAUAUUAGGUAAAGUAUAAUGAGUUAUUUGAUAGAAUUUGUUUAAAAUACAGUUUCAAUGGAUGGACUAAAGAAAUAUUUGGCUAAGCAAAAAUUAAGUUUGGUUUAAUUUUAUAAAUAAUAUUUUGACUCCGAUUACCAUUAAGCUCAAAAGAAUUUUGUUGAAAGCUUGGCAGGAUAUUCUCUAUUGAGUUACUUUUUAUAGAUAAAGGAUAGACAUAAUGGAAAUAUACUGGUUGAUAAUUAGGGACAUUUGAUUCAUAUAGAUUUUGGAUUUGCUCUUUCUAUUUCACCAGGUAAUGCUGGAUUUGAGACUGCUCCAUUUAAGAUGACAAAGGAUUAUUUAGAAAUAAUGGAUAAUAAAAAUUCAAGCAUGUUUGAAUAUUUUAGAAGAUUGAUGUUUAGUGGAUUUAUGGAAAUCAGAAGAUACUGUGCUUCGAUAUUUUAAAUUAUUGAGAUAAUGAUGGAAAAGAGCAAUUUUAAUUGUUUUAAAUAUUUUGAUUUUUCUGAAUUCAAAUAACGAUUUAUGUUGAAUAAGACUGAGAUAUAAGUAAAUUGUAAUUUACUAAUAUAAACUAGUGUAGACAAGAGAUAGACAAAUUAAUUUAAAUGAGCAUGGAAGACUCUCGUACUAAGCUUUAUGAUUAAUUUCAAUAUCUAACUAAUGGAAUAUACCACUGAGUAUAUUGUCAUAUGAGUGACAGUGAUUAAUUUGUAUAAAAUGUAAUAUCAUAACAAUUUAUGAAUC
Paramecium octaurelia is the source of this 2436-nucleotide messenger RNA. NCBI's taxonomy places the organism in Eukaryota, Ciliophora, Oligohymenophorea, Peniculida, Parameciidae. The record is from the annotation of a GenBank genome assembly.